GUACGACAUUAAUACCCGCGGCCCGCUCGCACCAGCCUCUGUCAACUUGACUUAUCUAUGUCAAUGAAGUUUUACCCAAUCCAGUCAUGCUCUGCCACACUGAGCCUGCGGCAACGCACGAGCCUUCACAGCUGCCUUCAAGUUCUGGUCUUCGCUGUCGUCUAAGUGCCAAGCCAAAGCUUUGCGGGGCCGCAAUGAUUUCAAUGGUGGCGGAUCAUCGUCGGCGAGAUUUAGGAUACUUUACGGAGGGAACACGACAAGUGCUACCAGCCUGCUGAGCCUGCUGUCAAUUGUCAAUUGUCAUUUUUGAACUCGGGGAUCUUGGGGAUAGGGUGACACGUCCCUCGGUGAAAGAUUUUGUGUUGGGUUAAGCUUUUUGGUUGUGUCCGGAUCGCGAUACCUUUAUUUUGGGCCUUUUUUCAAAUGCAGGACGUGACAUGGAGUUGAUCCAUGGUUUAUACGGACGUGUACUCCGCGA
This is a messenger RNA of Serpula lacrymans var. lacrymans S7.9, 478 nucleotides long. RefSeq lists its product as uncharacterized. The record is from RefSeq and is a predicted model, not a curated record. The coding region runs from base 87 to 278 and encodes 63 amino acids. Lineage: Eukaryota; Fungi; Basidiomycota; Agaricomycetes; Boletales; Serpulaceae. The transcript has a single exon.